This is a messenger RNA of Pocillopora verrucosa, 1987 nucleotides long. RefSeq names its product disintegrin and metalloproteinase domain-containing protein 10. The record is from RefSeq and is a predicted model, not a curated record. Gene Ontology annotation, biological process: Notch signaling pathway; membrane protein ectodomain proteolysis. Gene Ontology annotation, molecular function: metalloendopeptidase activity. Gene Ontology annotation, cellular component: plasma membrane. Lineage: Eukaryota; Metazoa; Cnidaria; Anthozoa; Scleractinia; Pocilloporidae.
AAAAUCGAAAGAAAAAUGGCCCGCUUUAAAGAUCUUAAAAAAUUGAAGAGCCAGGUUACCAGUAAACGAGUUCGCCACAGCGACCCCAGCAGCUCCAAUCUCAAAACAUGUACUGUUUACCUUGCCGCAGACCAUAUAUUCUUUAAGGAAGUGGGCUCGGGUUCUGAAAGAGUCACAGUAGCAGAGAUGGUGUAUCACGUGGCAAUGGCUGAUAAGAUAUUCAGGGGAACAGACUUCAACCAAGAUGGCGGGCCUGGAGAUGGAAUUGGAUUUGUCGUAGCCGCUGUCACUGUGUUUAAAGAUGCGCAAGCGGAAGGUUCUUUGGAAAGCCCAGAGGAUAUCAGUAUGAUGUCAUACCUUAUCAAAUGGAGCGAGAUUGAUCAUGACGACUACUGCCUAGCUUUGCUCUUCACAAACAGAGACUUCCCCGGCGGGGCUCUGGGGCUAGCGUGGAUUGCGGACUCUGAUCACAUGAGCUCCGGAGGUAUAUGCUCCAGGAGGAUGUUCUUUGAUGAAAAAGAAGAGGCAUUGUACCUAAAUACAGCAGUAGUAACGCUAUUAAACUAUGGAGCUCGAGUACCGAGGAAGGCCUCAGUUAUUACAGUAGCGCACGAAUUGGGUCACGGCUUUGGAUCUGAGCAUGAUCCAGCUACGGCCCAAUGCUCCCCAGGAGGAAAAGCGGGUAACUUCAUCAUGUAUCCAAAAGCAACCGACGGAAAUGAACCCAACAAUUAUCUGUUCUCUUCCUGUAGCAAGCACGAUAUGUCUUCUAUUAUCUCUUUUAGAGGACCACAAUGUUUUAUCGCUCAUAAUAACGGGUCGUAUUGUGGCAAUAAAAUCGUCGAAGAGAAUGAAGAUUGUGACUGUGGAAGUCCAGAAGAAUGCCCCAUAGUCGACAAGUGUUGUGUGGCACGAAAUGACGCCUUGAAAGUACCUGGAUGUACAAUCCAGCCGGGGAAACAAUGUAGUAACGUGGCGGGAAAAUGUUGCACAGAGGAUUGUACUUUUAUCUCAGCAUCUCAAGGACUCGUUUGUCAAGCCGAAACAGAGUGCAGUAAAAUUUCUAUUUGCGAUGGUCAGAAUGGGCGUUGUCCCCAGGCUGAGUUAAAACCUUACAAUGUAACAUGCAAUGCAGGGUCGAACACGUGUCAGGAGGGUGCUUGUAUUGGUUCAAUAUGUGCACUGUAUGGGACCAACGAGUGUGAAUGUCAUCAGAACAGAGAAGAAAUGUGCCAUGUCUGCUGUAACAGCAGUUAUGGAGUUUGCAUAUCUGUUCAGCAUUUCCUGGGUCGAGUCAUCGUUAAACGUCCCGGCAGCACUUGCAAGCGUCACCAAGGUUACUGCGACACGUAUGGUUUGUGCGUCACUGUGGACAGUGAGGAUCAAAUCAAUACACUCAGGGAUGCUUUUAAGAGAUUUUUCUCCAAGGAAACUACGAGUGACCUAUGGAGCUGGAUAAAAAGAGAAUGGUAUUAUGUGGUGGUUAUAAUCGUUGGCAUAUGCCUGAUUGUGAUUCUCCUAAAGUUCACUUCCCACGGAGGAACUCCUCUGCUAAGUGCAGAAAGAAGAGCAGUCUUACGAAACAUAGCUCGCAAUCAUCUUGCUAAUCAACAUAUAAGAACUCGCCAAUUGUCUGAUGAUGAAUUUCAAGAUACAACUGAGGGAGGAGACCUUGGUGACGGAAGUAGAAGUAGCUUGCAGCAACAUUUGCAGUCUUUAUUCCCUGAGGCAACAAGCUGUGACUUGCAGGAAGCCAUCCGGAUCUGUUCUUCUGAGCAGGAUGUGAUAAACCAUCUUCUCAGUCAAGGCAACACACUGAAAACAUAGUUAAACCCGCAGAUGCCAUGUCUUCCUAAAGACAAAAAAAAACGUCCUCAGGCUCAAGCAGUUACAGUACCAAAAACACUUUAUUAUUGUUUCAAGGGAAGAUGUAAACCUAAUAUGCAGUUAUCUUAUCAGAAAUAUUCAAAACACCCCUGAUGAUGUU